Molecule: messenger RNA, 1507 nt
Organism: Centruroides sculpturatus (bark scorpion)
Lineage: Eukaryota; Metazoa; Arthropoda; Arachnida; Scorpiones; Buthidae
Product: protein DPCD-like
Exons: 6
Coding region: 72-689 (205 amino acids)
Source: RefSeq, a predicted model, not a curated record
CAGUUAAAUUGGCUACUUCGCAGGCCGGUUUACAACGCCAAUCCGGCAGUUUUGUAUAUAAUCGUUUCAAUAUGGCGUCCGAAUGGUUGGAUAAACUUAAGAAAGCAGAAAAAACUUGUUUAAUUCAAGACGGAAGACGAAGGGUUCAUUACAUGUUUCCCGACGGUAAAGAAAUGGCUGAGGAAUAUGACUUGAAAACAAAUGCUUUAAUAGCAAGAAAGUGGAGACAGAAAUCGUCUCUUGGCUCCAUCGGUCGAUGGGAGGUAGAAGUCGGCGAUCCCGAAGGAGAUCGAGAAUGUCGAGAGUGGAAACUGGAGAGCGAAGGGUUUAGAGAAAACAUUUCUAAUCCUGUGUGGGUCAGGAAGGAUACUCCAGUAGGUUUCCAGUGGCGCAUACGUAACUUACCAUAUCCAUAUUCGGUCUACCAGAUCAAGGUGGACGAAGCAACCCGCCACAUUAUCGUCGGUACAACUAAUAAGAAGUAUUACAAAAAGUUCAACAUUCCCGACUUAGAUAGGGCAAAGCUGCCACUAGAAGCAAGAAGAUUGUCUUAUUCUCAUGGAAAUAAUACUCUCGUCAUUACCUAUGAAAAACCUCCAGCAAUUUUGGAAAUGGAGAAGGCCGUUCAGGAACAGUUGAAAAGGAUGAAGGCAAGCAAAGAAGGAGACGUGGAAUGUAAACCAAGUUAAAAACAAAGAAGAAAGAAACAAACAAACAAACAAAAAAAAAACUUAAAUCAAUCUCUAUUUAACCCAUUGCUGUUAUUGUGUAGUAAGCUCUGCUGCACUUUGUGUUCCUGUCAAUGAUGGGGAUAAGUUAAACACUGUGUGUUAUAUAGCUAUUUAUUGCACUUGCGUAUAGAUGCCAACAAUUAGAGGAGUGUUACAAAUAUUUUAAAUCAGAUUUUUAAAAUGAAUGAGAGUAAAUUGAACAAAUGCUAAAAAAAUAAAUCGGACAUUUUGGAUCCAAAACAAUUUUAAAUCUGUAUCAGAAACACAUUUUAGCACUCAAAUAAAACAAGAAAAUACAUUUUAACAAUACAUUUUGAGUUAACACAAAUGUAAACUCAAAACAAAAACCACCUCUAGUUGGCACCUGUAACUAAAUAGUACGAUGUUUUAAAGCUUGUGUCAUAAAAUUGAUUGUUAGUAGACUAUAAAUAGAUCAAAUCAUAUAAUCCAUCCUAUCGGUGUUGUAAAUAAAAAUAUUGAUUUGUAUGUCGUGAUGAAUUGUGAUAGUUUAAGUUGAUUGUGUUUCGUUUUGCAUUGUAUAUAAACAAUAGAUUUGUAUAUUGACGGUGUUCAUUUUAUGGUAAUUUAUAUUUUUAUCAUUUAGAAUAUAAAUGUGUGUAUAUGUAUAUAAGAAUAUAAAUAUAGAUAUAAAAAAUUAUUCCUGACAUAGUAUAUUAAACAAAAGGAAUUCAUAUUAUCCUGAACAUUCCUGCCAUAGAAGCUCAGUAUUGACCAAAAAAUAAAGAAAUUAUUUAUUUUCGGAUGAAUGCACGACG